CAAUUAAAGAAGCCAAAGGCUACAAGCUAGCUUUGCUUUUAUAAGAGUGUAGAUGAUCUCUUUAUGCACGUACCUGUAAAUGUUAAAAUUGAGUAGCACGACGUAGGGGCGCAAAGAUCAUCUGAUGGUGGUGCAGAUGAAGGCGUCUGGUGCUGGUGGCCGGCGGCGGCAGAGGUGCCACAGAAAGAGGUUGAAGGAGGAGGAGGAGGAGGAGGAGGUGGUGGCCGAGACACAGAGGAUGAUUCACAUUGCUGUGGAGCGCAACCGCCGGAAGCAGAUGAACGACUACCUCGCCGUCCUCCGCUCACUCAUGCCGCCCUGCUACGCUCAAAGAGUUGAUCAAGCGUCCAUCGUCGGAGGAGCGAUCAGCUUCGUCAAAGAUCUCGAGCGAUCAGUCGAAUUCCUGGAGGCUCAGAAGCGGAUUAAGCACAAAUCUGACGCAACCGCAGGCGAAAACAUGGCAGCGGCCGCCGAUGUCGAGGUCAGCCUCCAGGACCGCCAUGCCAACGUCAAGAUUUUCUCUCGGCGUAGGCCGAGGCAGCUGCUGAGCCUUGUGCUGGCCUUCCACACUCUCCGACUGACGCCGAUCCACCUAAACGUCACCACCAUCGACGCCAUGGUCCUCUACGGCUUCAAUCUCAAGGUGGAAGAUGAUUGCCAUUUUACAUCAGUGGAUGCAAUUGCCACUGCAGUUCACCAAAUCAUUGCAAGGAUCCGAGAGGAAUUAAGCUGAUGGAUCAAUAUAAUAUUGCUAAUUGAUACCGAUCUUUCAAAUUUCUAUCAUACUCUAUUUUCUAUGUUAUUAUUUCAGAUAUCUGUUUGUUAUAUAUGUUCUU
Molecule: messenger RNA, 836 nt
Organism: Zingiber officinale
Lineage: Eukaryota; Viridiplantae; Streptophyta; Magnoliopsida; Zingiberales; Zingiberaceae
Product: transcription factor bHLH94-like
Exons: 3
Coding region: 125-733 (202 amino acids)
Biological process (GO): regulation of transcription by RNA polymerase II
Molecular function (GO): protein dimerization activity; DNA-binding transcription factor activity, RNA polymerase II-specific; RNA polymerase II cis-regulatory region sequence-specific DNA binding
Source: RefSeq, a predicted model, not a curated record